CUCGGCGGGAGCGCGCAGGAGCGCUCCGAAAGCAGGCUAAAAAAGCUAGCUGGAGGAAGAGGAGGAUAUUCUGCCUCUUCCUUCUCCCUGACAGAUCAACACACRUUAAAUUAAAUGUAGCCGAAUUCACGGCACGGAUGGUUUGUUCAAUCCACACCUAKGACGGUUUUAUCAGAUGAAGCAAAUGUUGAAAAAUUAGAUUUUUAUCAAAGCGGAAAAGGAGCCUGGCGGCGCUUUAAAAACGACUGCCUCAGAAAACGUAUCCUUAGCGGGGCUUCUUUUACACACAACUUUAGACUCUUUUUUGUUUCUUUACAACAAAAGCAGGACAAAAUCUGACUGAGAGCAGCUUUGUAAUGAAUUCGGCCAUUUUUGUAUUCAGUAUGUGUGAACACAGACAAUAAAUGGAAAUCAARCAUGUUUAAUUGACAGGAAGCAAAGAUGAGCCGAUGUAGCAGAUUAGGAGUUAGUUUCAGUCUAAUAAGAUUAAUAAUUGUUGCAGGUGAUUGUGUUUCAGGUUUGGUAACAUUUUGACUCRAAAUGAAACUUAAACUCUAAUCUCUGUCCUUCAGACAGAGCCUUCAGGAGCUUUAAGUUUCAGUUUCUGCAGAAAUGAAACUCAGAGUUCGUGCGACGUCGGCCCGCCCCUGAGCAGUCUAACAGCUGAGCUGCAGAAGCUUCAGGAGCAACACAGUCAUUUUUACAGGAAACACCUGGACGAUGAGUGCUGCUGAGAAUCUGGUCUCCAGACUGGAGGCCCUGCAGUGCCACUUCACCUGGGAUCUGAGUCCCACUGAGUCCAGACUACACCGCAUAAAAGAUAACCUGGAGGACAUUGGCACCGAGGAGGGAAACAUCUGGCUGGGUCACAUCUACAACCUGCAGGGCUUCAUCCAGUACCAGCUGGGCUCCAUGGAAGAGGCCCGGGCUUUCUUCAGCAGGGCCACUGAAGCCUUCCAGCAGCUGAAGUCCACCCACGAGGGUCCCUGGUUGGAGGUGAACUACGCUAAUCUGGCAUGGCUGCACCAUCGUACRGGGGAAGAUGAGAGGAGUCAGGAUUUCCUGUCAAAGGUCGACGCCCUGUUGGAGAAAUWCCCGUGUCCAAUCGAAGGAGAGCUCCACCCGGAGGUCUGCGCUGAGAAGGCCUGGACCCUGAUGAAGUUCGACCCGGAGAAGAAGCUGCAGGCUGCAGAAUACUUCCAGAAAGCCAUCAGGAUGGAGCCGGGCGCGGUGCAGUGGCAGACCAGCCGUGUGCUGGCGUUGGUGAGCGCCUACAAGCACAGCGACGUGGAUCUGGACGAUGAGAUCUGGGAGGACAUGAGGGUCGCCCGGCAGGAGGAUCCGGAGAACCUGUACCUCGCCGCCGUCGAGCUGAAGCAAAGCGCCAAGAGAGGAGAGCAGGUCCGAGAUGAAGCAGAGGAGCUGGCAGAAAGAAUCCUACUGAACCCUGUCAGCAGCUACAGCGGCCUGAAAGCCCUGCUGAGGGUCUACAGACAGAUGGAUGCUUAUGAUGAGGCCAUUGAUCUGGCAGAAAGGGCCCUGCAGGAGCAUCCUGACUCACAGUACCUGAAGAAGUGCACCGCCCUCUGCUACAAAUGGAAAAUCAUCUUCUCCAGAGACGGGCGUCCACCUCCAGAGAUGAUGAAGCGAGCGAUCGGCCUGCAUGAGGAGGUCAUCGCUCUCUACCCUCAGUCUUCUCUGGCCAAGAAACUGGACCUGGCAAACAUCCUGGCCAAGUCUGGUCAGGGUCUGACGAGGUCAGAUCAGAUCUACAAGCAGCUGCUGGGGCAGGUUCAGGACCCCCGAGACAAACAGAUGGUCUACAACAGCUACGCUAAAUACUUGUGCUUCGAGCGCCAGGAGAGGAACAAGUCUGUCGAGUACMACAUGAAGGCUGCAGCCAUAGACCACCAGUCCUUCAGGAGACAGAACAGCAUCAAGGCUCUGGAGAAGAUCCGGGACCGAGGCAGGAACAGGAUGUGCAGAGAAAUCAGAGAGUUCCUGGAGAAUCUAGAGGUUCGUGAGCAGGUGAAUCAAGGCCAGCUGUAAUUCACUCCAAAGCUUUCAUCUGUAGAAACCUGGGUUCUUUAAAUCAGAGAUGACUUCAUAACUCUGUUCAGAAUCUCACCUGUUUUACCUGCAGCUUUGAAGACAUGCAGUCAUUUAUCAUUUCAGAUUUAGUGAUGUUUGGUUUUUCUUUUUGUCUUUUCUGUCUUGUGUUGCAGUGAUGCCACUAAACUCACCAGACUUAACCACAUUCUGCUUCUAUAACUAUUAAUCAUUUGUCUUGUURUAAAUCGUUAUAAAUUGCAUUUACUCACUGAAAACAUUAAAUAAACAUUCUUC
Molecule: messenger RNA, 2346 nt
Organism: Austrofundulus limnaeus
Lineage: Eukaryota; Metazoa; Chordata; Actinopteri; Cyprinodontiformes; Rivulidae
Product: interferon-induced protein with tetratricopeptide repeats 1
Exons: 2
Coding region: 721-2049 (442 amino acids)
Biological process (GO): defense response to virus
Cellular component (GO): cytosol
Molecular function (GO): protein binding
Source: RefSeq, a predicted model, not a curated record